UUUGUUUGCGGCUCGCGCCUGGAGCUCUGCUCGCGAGUAAUUCCAGUAAAAAAAGAGUUGAGGAAAAUAAAACGGCGCACAAAUACGAGGCAGGGCGUGUGAGUGAGGGAGAAGCCCGGCUGCGCCAUCGGCAGCAAUGGGUGAGAUUGAGGGCACGUAUCGGGCGCUGCAGACUCCAGGCACACGUCUGGGCUCUCAGCUCAACCCUGGCAUCAGCACACUGGAACCCGGGCAGAGCCUGAACACAUCUGGGGCAGGAGGCAAAGGCAAGUGUCUGCAGAUCCGUGUUCAGGGUCUGGAUGAUGCUCAGGAGUUCUACGAGCUUGAGUGUAAAGCAAACGGACAGACCCUUCUUAACGAUGUGUAUCGCAGGAUCAAUCUCAUUGAGAGCGAUUACUUUGGGCUGGAGUUCCAGAAUGUGCAGAUGAACUGGGUUUGGUUGGAGCCCACCAAGCUUGUCGUGAAACAAGUGCGACGACCAAUGAACACACUCUUUCGAUUGUCGGUGAAGUUCUUCCCACCUGACCCUGGCCAGCUUCAGGAGGAAUUCACCAGGUACCUGUUCUCCCUGCAGAUGAAGCGAGAUCUGAUGGAAGGCCAACUGCACUGCACAGAAAACACAGCAGCCCUCCUGGCCUCUCACCUUGUCCAAUCUGAGAUUGGAGACUAUGACGAUGUUGCAGACAGGGAGUAUCUGAAGCUGACGAAGCUGCUGCCGCACCAGGAGGACUUGCAGGAGAAGAUUAUGGAGCUCCAUCGCAAACAUGUGGGUCAGACGCCUGCCGAGUCUGAUUUCCAAGUGCUUGAAAUCGCCCGUAAGCUGGAGCUGUAUGGUGUGCGUUUCCACCCUGCAGCGGACCGUGAAGGCACCAAGAUCAACCUGUCAGUGGCCCACAUGGGCCUGCUGGUCUUCCAGGGCAACACCAAGAUCAACACGUUCAACUGGUCGAAGAUUCGCAAACUGAGCUUCAAAAGGAAGAGAUUUCUUAUCAAGCUGCACCCUGAAGUCCAUGGUCCUCAUCAGGACACGCUGGAGUUCCUGAUGGCCAGUCGUGAUCAGUGCAAGAUCUUCUGGAAGAGCUGUGUGGAGCACCACGCUUUCUUCCGUCUGUUUGAUCAGCCGCAACCCAAAGCCAAAGCCGUUCUUUUUAGCAGGGGAUCUUCAUUCAGAUACAGCGGGCGAACUCAGAAGCAGCUGGUACAGUAUGUUAGGGACAGUGGUGUGAAAAGGACACCCUACCAAAGGAGGAAUAGCAGUAAGAUCCGUAUGUCAACUCGCUCCUUAGCCACUGAUUUUCCGAAGCAGAGUCUGUCCUUCAAUGACAGCCUUAAGAUUUGCAGUUCUCCCCCAUCUGCCACCGUUUCCUUCCACUCUCUGCACUCUUCCAUAUCUCCUGUACGGAUGGAUAACAAUAGCAAACAGCAGCUCCAGCACAUCCCAUCCCUCCAGCAGCCUGUGAGACCACCUACCCCUGUGAAGGAGGAGCCUGCAAAGAUCCACCCUCCAUCUAACUCGGCCUUCCCAGGUCCCAUAAUGGACAGCCCCCAGCUGUCUCCCUUUGGGUCUAAAUGUCCCCUGAGUGUGUCCACGUCCUUCCAGAUGUCCACGCUCAGCUUGCCCAGCCAGCCACCUUCGAGUCCUGUUCUCAGUGAUGGGAGCAGCACCAGGCUGGAGGAAGAGGAGGAGCUCAGGAGGAAGAGAUAUCCCACUGAUAAAGCCUACUUUAUUGCCAAAGAGAUUCUGAUGACCGAGAGGACGUAUCUGAAGGACCUGGAGGUGAUCACAGUGUGGUUCCGCAGUGCAGUGAUAAAAGAGAAUGCGAUGCCUGAAGGCCUGAUGACCCUCCUUUUCUCCAAUAUUGACCCCAUCUAUGAGUUUCAUCGAGGCUUUCUCAGAGAAAUCGACCAGAGGCUGGCUCUCUGCUCAGUACGUCUCCUGUGGGAGGGGCGCUCAAAUGCUCAUGUGAAGGGAGAUUACCAGAGGAUUGGUGAUGUUAUGCUGAGGAACAUGUGUGCCCUGAAGGAGUUCACCAGCUACCUACAGAAGCAUGACGAGGUACUGACAGAGCUGGAGAAGGCGACGAAGCGUGUAAAGAAGCUAGAGACGGUGUAUAAAGAGUUUGAACUGCAGAAGGUGUGUUACCUGCCCCUCAAUACUUUCCUGCUCAAGCCCAUCCAGAGGCUCAUGCACUACAAGCUGAUCUUGGAGCGCCUAUGCAAACACUACUCCCCUGAGCACAGGGACCACCACGACUGCAAAGAGGCUCUAAAGGAGGUGGCAGACAUAACAGCUCAGCUACAGAGUAGCCUAAUCCGACUGGAGAACUUCCAGAAACUGACAGAACUGCAGCGGGACCUGAUUGGCAUUGAGAACCUCACUGCUCCUGGAAGGGAGUUCAUCAGGGAAGGCUGCCUUUACAAGCUUACAAAGAAAGGCCUGCAGCAAAGGAUGUUCUUCCUGUUUUCAGACAUGCUCCUUUACACAAGCAAAGGUGUCACAGCCACCAACCAAUUUAAAGUUCAUGGCCAGCUUCCCCUCCACGGCAUGCUUGUGGAGGAGAGUGAGAAUGAGUGGUCAGUCCCUCACUGUUUCACCAUCUACUCUGCCCAGAGGACCAUCGUGGUGGCUGCCAGCUCGAAAGUGGAGAUGACGAAGUGGAUCGAGGACCUGAACAUGGCAAUUGACAUUGCGAAGAAGUCACAGGAGAAAUCAGAAAUAUUUCUUGACCCAAGUCUGUGUGAUCACUCCAACAGGUCAUCUGAUGAGGUUUCAUUGGAGCAGGAGUCUGAGGACGAUGUGAACUCGUCCCGCUGCUCUCUGGACAAACAGAGCCACCAUCGCGCCAACACCACCAUGCACGUGUGCUGGCACCGCAACACCAGUGUCUCCAUGUCUGACCACAGCCUAGCCGUGGAGAACCAGCUGUCUGGCUACCUGCUGAGGAAGUUUAAGAACAGUAACGGCUGGCAGAAAUUGUGGGUGGUCUUCACCAACUUCUGUUUGUUCUUCUACAAGACCCACCAGGAUGACUUCCCUCUAGCUAGCUUGCCUCUACUGGGUUACACGGUCAGCACACCUGGGGAAUCGGACAGCAUUCACAAAGAAUACGUCUUCAAGCUGCAGUUCAAGUCCCAUGUUUAUUUCUUCAGGGCUGAAAGCGAGUAUACCUUCGAAAGGUGGAUGGAGGUGAUCAAGAGUGCGGCGAGUGCUGCUGGCAGGGUGAGUCUGCUCAUCCCUAAAGGCCCAGAGGAGAUGAAUGGGAACUGAAGAUUGAAACUGAGGCUGGUUGUCCUCCUGGAGCUCGGGGCUGGGCCCUGCAGAAUGCCAUGAGUCUACGUUAUUAUUAUUUUUUAUUUAAUCCUCUGUUUCAUGGCUCCUAAUGCCAUAAUCUUCAGUACUGACUCUGAAGUCUCGAACAUUUCUGUUGAAUGGAAAUGGAAGAAGUCGGGGGCCGUCUAAGAACUCGACUCUCUUUCUGUUUCUUCAUCUUUGACAUGUGGGCUACGACCCCUUCAUUUAAAAGUCAUGCCAAGUUUUGCAGUUUUCCAGAAGAGUAAUCUAACCAUAAAUGGCUAUGAUGUUUUAUUUUGCUUCAUGUGGUCCUGCUACAAUUUUAGCAGUCACAUUUUUGAAGUCGCCAGUUCUUCAUCUCAAAACCGGGAGCUCGUCCAGAGCUGCCAAACGGUAUUGUGUCAAACCAAUUAGGCCUUCCUGAAUGGGUUUCAAUGUCAUUAAAAGCUCAUUUUGUGUAAUCGCAAUCUCUUAUAUUAACGGGAGCACAAUAACGGAACGGAGUAAUGGACUGAAUCAGGUCUGGAUGGUAGAGUAAGUGAAGAGUGAAGGAAGAAGGACGCAGAACCACAGUGGCGUGGGCCAGAGGGAUACGGAGGCACUCGGAGAUGAAGUGGUUUGGGCGAACGGCCAUCGUCCUCCGUAAAUAGUUGUAAAAGGACAAAGCGAUGGGUAUUGAAUUAAGGGCACUAAAACUGAAAUGAGCAGCAGAUUAAUCGGCGAUCUGGUGUGGAGACACGGGAGUGAAAUCUGAGAGGUGUUUGUGCUCCUGUUCAGUUCCACAUUCGUAACAGUAAGAGUUUAGUGACAUUUGUACUUUAUUAAAAUGCCUGGUUAAUUAACAGCUAUAUAUGGAACUGCUUUGAGUCGUGUAAAUGUAAGAAAUAUUGAGAUAUUGAAAAGGUUCGUUCAGAGUAUUUAACAGUUUUGUUACAGACAAUGCAUUUAUGCACACUUCUCAUCUCAUUUCAUCUGUCUAAGGGGUUUUUUUUUUCUCCCCUCCCCUUCUGGAUAACCACGAGGGGGAGUCAGCAUCUCGAGUAUGCAUACGGUCUUAUCCUGGUGCUCACUGACGCAAAAGCUAACCACUCUUUCUGCCUCAUGGUCAGGGUAGUUAACUUUGACUUUUUAUGAAACAUGCGGCUCUGCUGAUUUCUCCACUUCUGCACACUAAUUGUGAACAAGAGAACGUGGACCAUGUGGCAAACUGGUCUCAUUAAAGUUCAGAUUUAUGCUUAAACCAAAAAAAAUAAUAAAAAAAAUCAGUGUAAUUAAGUUGGGUUUUUUUUUUUUUAGUUUUUCUCUUUUAAAUCUCAUAGAGAAAUGUUGAAGCACAGGUUAUGCUGGUAUCUGUAAUAUUAUUAAUCCUUUGUUCUGCUAUAAAGGCCAGUUCUUUCAUGUAAAUAUUCGGGUUGUCGAAUGGGUGAAAGUUACUUUUAGAGGAAUAUUUCUGUGAAACAGUUUGAUUUACACAACGUUUUUUUCCAUAUCACAAAUACAGUUGAUUUAACCAAGACUUGUUCGGUGAUCGAACUUUGCUUCUGCAUCAAAUCAACAAGGAUCAAGUCCUCACACACUCCUUUACAUGAAAAAAAGGUUCCAUUAACUCAAACAGGAAGUCUGUGAAGAAAUUAAUUUCAUCCAAAUCACUUGUAUUGUACAACUCUGGGCCAGAACUCCUUUCACAAGUCUCAUUCUUGUGUGGCGUGACGUCAGACUAUGCUGCACAAAAGUGAUUCUGGUCUCAGUAUCGCUGCCUUUUUUUUUUUUUUUAAAUAUAAAUACAUUACAGUGUGCCAUUUCGUAAGAAACCACAAAUUAAUAGCUAUAAGCUUCCUACUUUUGUAGCUCCAGUGCAAAAAUAAAGCAAAUAUCAGACACCAAACACGUCUUGGCUGAUCAAGCGUAUUGGUAUAAGGAGAAAAUUGUGUACAUUUAAUUUUCAACUGAAGUGUCUCUUUAAGAUUUUGAAAUAGCCAUGUUACGUUACGUUAUGUUUACUCAUAAGGGCUGAGAUUAACUGUAAAUUAACUCGAUCUUAUUUGGGAGAUUUGACCCACGAUAUUGACUGGAUCAUAGUCUUCACUAGGCUGUUACAUUGGGACAUGAAUGCUGUACUGGGUCCAACCAAAGACCUAAAAAGUCUCGUAUAAGACUGAAAACCUUGGCUGAGGUUUUUACAGCCACGCAUUAACCGGUACUGGUGACUCUUGGGUUUUUGUUUUUUUUUCUUAAAAUAUAAAAGUAAGCAAGAUAUUAUACACAUCUCAUGACUUGUGGACUAUUAGCAGUUUAACCAAGCCUGUCUGGUUCUCAUUACUUUUAUACACUUCUUACAAAGACUGGAAUUUGUAAUAUUUUUACACUUGUCUAUCCCUCCAUAAUGUAAAGACAUAUUUUCAUAUGACCGUUACGUUGAGUUUAGAAUGAGCUUCACCAGGUUGCUUCUGUCAUUCAGAAGAAAUUUGAACACGUUUACUCCCGUUUCUGUUGCACAUUGCUCAUAUUUAUUGUGUAGCAUGUUGCUGUAGUCAGGUCCAUGUCAUUACAUUUAAAAGAGAUAACUAAUAAUAAAAACAAAACUGGUAUUAA
Neoarius graeffei (lesser salmon catfish) is the source of this 5884-nucleotide messenger RNA. It is a transcript of the gene farp2, whose product is annotated as FERM, RhoGEF and pleckstrin domain protein 2. Gene Ontology annotation, cellular component: cytoskeleton. Gene Ontology annotation, molecular function: cytoskeletal protein binding; guanyl-nucleotide exchange factor activity. The record is from RefSeq and is a predicted model, not a curated record. NCBI's taxonomy places the organism in Eukaryota, Metazoa, Chordata, Actinopteri, Siluriformes, Ariidae. The transcript has 28 exons. The coding region runs from base 137 to 3268 and encodes 1043 amino acids.